AUGGUUGCGGACACCGCAUACUACGACACUCUGGGUGUUCAACCCACGGCUUCCGAGCUCGAGAUCAAGAAGGCCUACCGCAAGCUGGCCAUCGUCCACCACCCAGCGAACCGCUCGCGCACGCAGAUCCCGCUGCGCCCGGCCCUCAUGGACCGCCCCUCGGACGAGGCGUCAGCGGCGACGGCGGCGGCGGCGGCGGUUCCCGAGACGGAAGAGUCGCUGCGCGAAAAGGAGAAGAAGAAGGGCGGCCUCAACAAGGAGCAGCGCGAGCAGCUCGCGGCCAUGGAGGCGCAACGGGCGCUCGUGCGGCAGGAGCGCGUCGACACGCUGGCGCGCAAGCUCAUCGACCGCGUCAGCGUGUGGACCGAGACGGACCGCGGCGAGGCCGUGACGCGGGCGUUCCAGGAGAAGACGCGCCUCGAGGAGGCCAACAUGAAGAUGGAGUCGUUCGGCCUCGACAUUCUCCACGCCAUCGGCCAGACGUACCUCGCCAAGGCGACGAACCUGCUGCGCUCCCAAAAGUUCCUCGGCAUCGGCGGCUUCUUCAGCCGCGUCCGCGACAAGGGCACCCUCGUCAAGGAGACGUGGGGCACCAUCUCGUCGGCCAUUGACGCCCAGCAGACCAUUGAGGAGAUGGCCCGCAUGGAGGAGCAGGGCGGCGACGACUGGUCCGACGAGCAAAAGGCCGAGUUUGAGCGCCGCGUCACCGGCAAGAUCCUCACCGCCGCCUGGCGCGGCUCCAAGUUUGAGAUUCAGAGCGUCCUGCGCGAGGUCUGCGACCAGGUCCUCUACGACAAGAAGGUGCCCCUGCAGAAGCGUCUCCAGCGCGCCGAGGCGCUGGUCCUCAUUGGCGACAUUUUCAUCAAGGCGAAACGCUCCCCCGAAGAGGAGGGCGACCACCUCGUCUUCGAGCAGCUCGUCGCCGAGGCGGCCAUCAAGCGCGAAAAGGACACGAAGAAGAAGUCGGGCAAGAAGCACCACCUGCACCCCCACCACGACGAGGCCGAGAAGACGGCCGCCGACGCGCCGAACGUGCCCAAGGAGAAGGCCGACCUGUGA
Molecule: messenger RNA, 1059 nt
Organism: Verticillium dahliae VdLs.17
Lineage: Eukaryota; Fungi; Ascomycota; Sordariomycetes; Glomerellales; Plectosphaerellaceae
Product: CAJ1 protein
Exons: 3
Coding region: 1-1059 (352 amino acids)
Biological process (GO): protein import into peroxisome matrix
Cellular component (GO): cytosol
Source: RefSeq, a predicted model, not a curated record